Messenger RNA from Selaginella moellendorffii, 1218 nucleotides. Its product is annotated as ATP-dependent RNA helicase A. The transcript has 3 exons. The coding region runs from base 132 to 1043 and encodes 303 amino acids. NCBI's taxonomy places the organism in Eukaryota, Viridiplantae, Streptophyta, Lycopodiopsida, Selaginellales, Selaginellaceae. The record is from RefSeq and is a predicted model, not a curated record.
GAUCCGCGGGCAAAUCCAUCAGAAUAAAGCGACGCUCUCGAGCUUCUCACGGAUAACUUAUCUGUUCCUUCGUAAAGUUCUUCCAGUGUUCUUCUAAAGCUCUCUCGAAAGUUUCUCUGCGUUUCGCGACAAUGUCUUACGAGGGAAGGAGGAGAAACUACGAGGAUUCCAACACCGAGGGCGUAGCCACCGGGGAGGACAACUACAGCGGCGGCUAUGGAGGAGGAAGGAGCAGGAAUUCUUCCGGCUACGACGACAAUGAGGGUGGAUACAAGGCCAAAUCCGACGACUACGGCAGUGGAGGUGGUGGCUAUGGCGGGAGAAAGUCCGACGGCUACAGCAAGAAAUCUGGCGACUACGACAACGAAGGUGAAGGCUACGGGAGAAAAUCCGAUGACUACUCCAGUGGAUAUGGCAAGAAAUCCGACGAUUACAGCGGUGGAGGCUACGGGAAAACCUCCGACGAGUUCAGCACCGAGAACUAUGAUUCGGAAAAGAAGAGCAAUGAAUUUGGAGGCUACGGAGAGAAGAACGAUGAAUUUGGAGGCUAUGGAAAGAAGAGCAGCUAUGGUGACCGAACGAAGAAACCGGAGGAGGAAGACUACACUCAAGGAGAUGGCUAUGGUGGGCGGAGUAAGAAACAAGAGGAUGGCAAUUACGAUCAAGGUUCCGGAUAUGGUGUCCGAAAGGACGAUGAGAGUGACUAUACAAGGAAAAACCAGGAAGAAGAAGAGUUCUCGGUGAAGGAGAAACUGGACGAUGCCGAGGACGACGUCAAGGAGCACAGGAGGCACGAGAGAAUUGGCAUUGUUGGAGGAGUGGUUGCUGGAGCUUAUGCCGCGUAUGAAGCUCACGAGGCCAAAGUGGAUCCCGAGCAUGGAAUAAGGCACAAAACCGAGGCCGGCAUUGCUGCUGCUGUGGCGACUGGAUCUGGCGGGUACGCGAUUUACGAGCACCACGAGAAGGAGGAACGCAAGGACGGCGUGGAAGAACUGGAGGAUCAAGAAGAAGGAGUCACAAAGAAGAAGCACUGGUUUAGCUAAGAGAUCUCCACGAUUUCAAGCUCUGGGACAUAUUUCGCUUUCCAGGGAGCUAUCACACCACUUUGUAGAAAGAAGGCGAUAAAGGUCAAAGAAAAAGGACUAUGGUUUUGGUUUAUAUGCUAUGAGAAUAAAUGGAAGAUCAAGAUGGUUCGCUCCAAUAUUUCUGGAGAGAAAA